AGUCCCAAAACAUGAGGACUUCUGCCUGAUAGAUCACAUAAAGGAGGAAUUAAAAAAAAAUUUUAGAAUAGUUUCUGAUUCAGCUUCUUGGCUCAAGAAGAAAGAAGCUAGCUGUUUUUCACCUAGGAGUGGUCUGACUUCUCCAUGGCUUCCUGUCGUGUUUGUGACCUCAGGGUGCUGGUGGCCACUGUGUGUGGACUGCUGACGGCCAUCGUUUUGGGACUGGGCAUCUGGAGGAUUGUGAUUAGCGUUGAGAAAGGAACAUUAACCCCCACAGCAAACACCACAAUAGAGUUCUGCAGGAAUGGUGGAACCUGGGAAAAUGGCAGAUGUGUUUGUCCAGAAGAGUGGAGAGGAUGGAGAUGUACAAUCCCUUAUUUCUGUGAAAACAGUACCUCUGAUGAUUUAACUUUUGCCAGAAUUCCGGUGGGAAAAUAUGGAUCUUCCCAGCAAACAUGUGGUGAGAACACUUUAAAUGUGGGCUAUCCAAUAGCUACUCGGAUGUGCAAUAUUUCUAUAUAUGGAGAAAUAGUAUUAGAAAAUGUGACAAAAGGAAAUUGCGAUGAAAAUCUGGAAACCCUGGAAAACAAGAUAGUCAAUAUGGUAGCACAGCUUGAGAACAUUUCUAGUGAAACUCAGAUUUUAACAUCUAAUGUCAGUAAAAUGACUCCUGAGAACAUCACUUCUGCUGCUAGAGUGGUCGGAGAGAUCUUCAACACAUCCAGAAAUGCUUCCUUUGAGGCAAAAGACACUGCUGUAUCGACAGUGAGUCAACUUCUAAGUGUCGGUGAAGAUGUUUUUCAACAAGUUCCGGUUGCUGCUCCUGAUGACGCUUUGACAACGCUUAUUCAACAAAUGGAGAGUUAUUCCUUGUCUUUGAAUAGCACUUCAGUGGUGAAACCUAAUGUAGCAGUACAGACUGUUUUAUUCUCUACAAAAAGCACUGUGCUCUUCUCUGUGAAGAAAGGAGAUAGUGAUUCUCUCAUUUCUGGUUCCAUAACUGUGGACACAAAUGUGAGCAACCCUAAUCCAGAUGCAGAGACUGAACUUCAAAUUUUGCUCAAUACCUCAAAAAGUAACACAAAAUGUGGCUUUAUAGUGUAUCAAAACAGCAAGUUUUUCCGAUCAAAAAUUUUUAAACCUAAAUCAAAUUUUAGUCAAAAAAUUAUCUCAGGCAAAACUGAUGAAACAAAAAAAGAUCAGAAAACUUCUGUUGAAAUUGUCUUUAACCCAAGGUAUGAUCCAAAAACGUUCCAAAUUCAUUCCUAUGCCUGUGUCUAUUGGAAUUUUAUAAAAAAGGAUUGGGACACAAAUGGUUGUCACAAACGGAGGGGCACUGAUGAAUUCUUGUACUGCCACUGCAACCAUACUACGAAUUUUGCUGUAUUAAUGAGUUUCGAAAAGAAAUAUAAAUAUCCUGCAUCACUAGACAUAUUAUCCAAUGUUGGAUGUGCGCUGUCCAUUACUGGUCUGGCCCUUACAAUUGUAUUUCAGAUUGUCACCAGGAACGUCAGAAAAACCUCAGUAACCUGGGUGUUCGUCAGCCUGUGCACAUCAAUGUUGAUUUUUAACCUCCUCUUUGUGUUUGGAAUCGAAAACUCCAAUAAAAACUUAGUGAAACGUGAUAAUGGCACCAAUAAGAUGGAUUCUGAUAAAAAUGAAAUACCCACGCAAGAUACUGUUGUCAUCUCGAAUCCCACCUGCACUGUGAUGGCUGUCUUGCUCCACUAUUUCCUGUUAGUGACAUUUACCUGGACUGGAAUCAGUGCUGCCCAACUCUAUUUCCUGCUAAUUAGGACCAUGAAGCCUCUUCCUCAACAUUUCAUUGUGUUCAUCUCUUUAAUAGGAUGGGGAGUCCCAGCUAUCGUGGUGGCUCUGACAGUGGGAAUUAUUUUUUCUCUGAAUAGAAAUGAUCCACAAUGGGAGUUAGAGUACCGGCAAGAGGAAAUCUGCUGGCUGGCAGUUCCAGAUAAAAAAGAUCUUAUAACUAGUCCAUUUUUAUGGUCAUUCGUCUUACCUGUGACUAUUAUCCUCAUCAACAAUAUUGUUAUAUUUAUUAUCAUCAUAGUCAAAGUGAUAUGGAAGAAUAAUCGCAAUCUGACAAGCACAAAAAAGGUUUCAUCCCUAAAGAAGAUUCUUAGUAUGUUAUCAAUUGCAGUUGUUUUUGGAAUUACCUGGAUUCUGGCAUACCUUAUGCUAAUUGAUAAUGAUGUCGUCAGGACUGUCUUCAGCUACAUGUUCUGCCUUUUCAACACUACUCAGGGAUUGCAAAUUUUUGUCCUCUACACUGUCAGAACAAAAAUCUUCCAGGAUGAAGCUUCAAAAGUGUUGAAGUUGCUGUCACUAUCCACUGGGAGAAAGAAGUCAUUGCCAUCAGUGACCUCACUGAGGCUGCGUGUGAGGAUGUAUAACAUGCUCAGGUCAUUUCCAGCCCUAAAUGAACACUUUAGGCUGCUGGAACCAUCUGUAAUUACAGAAGAAACUACACUCUCUGAAAGUGACCAAGCAAACCCAAGCAUCUAG
Messenger RNA from Panthera uncia (snow leopard), 2523 nucleotides. RefSeq names its product adhesion G protein-coupled receptor G7 (gene ADGRG7). NCBI's taxonomy places the organism in Eukaryota, Metazoa, Chordata, Mammalia, Carnivora, Felidae. Gene Ontology annotation, molecular function: G protein-coupled receptor activity. The coding region runs from base 145 to 2523 and encodes 792 amino acids. The transcript has 16 exons. Gene Ontology annotation, biological process: cell surface receptor signaling pathway; G protein-coupled receptor signaling pathway. The record is from RefSeq and is a predicted model, not a curated record. Gene Ontology annotation, cellular component: membrane.